This is a messenger RNA of Orbicella faveolata, 2421 nucleotides long. Its product is annotated as pyroglutamylated RF-amide peptide receptor-like. Gene Ontology annotation, molecular function: G protein-coupled receptor activity; peptide binding. The record is from RefSeq and is a predicted model, not a curated record. Gene Ontology annotation, cellular component: plasma membrane. NCBI's taxonomy places the organism in Eukaryota, Metazoa, Cnidaria, Anthozoa, Scleractinia, Merulinidae. Gene Ontology annotation, biological process: G protein-coupled receptor signaling pathway; cellular response to hormone stimulus.
UCCUUAGCAACGCGCGCGAGCGCGUGCAUAAAUCGGUUAAUGGGCCCUUAACAGGUUUAAACAGUCGUCUGUUUUAUGCUUUCUUAUUUCAGGUGAUCAUUCCUGGUUCUUGGAUCUUCGCAUUGAUGGUCCACAUGCCAAAGUUCAUAGCCUUAAACGUAAAGGACAAUGCCUGUGUACAGAUGGAUGAAGAAUGGCUGCAAAAAGCUUUUUUUUUGCUUAGGUCAGCCAUUAAAAUUGCGGCCAUGGUACUGAUGGCUUGGUUGUAUUCCAGAAUCGUGUACACACUGUGGUUCAAACGUGAUUCUGAGAAUCAAAUCGCCUUCCAACAGAGGGGCGUCCUGAGAGUGCGGAAGCGAGUCACUUUGAUGGGGGUAACUGUCACUGCCAUAUUUGGAAUCUGUUGGGCGCCUGACGUAAUUGCGCACAGCUUAGACUACUUCACAUCUGUCAGUGUCAGUGAACUCGCAUUUGCUAUCAUUCAUAUGCUAGUACUGUUCAGUUCUGCUGCCAACCCAUUUGUGUACGCUCUGGUUAACAAAACCUUCCGAGAAAAGCUUCAGAGAAUGAUAUGCUGUAGCUGUACCAGCUCUAAGGGAUCCACACGAAAUCGAGUUUGCCAAUAAAACGUAACCUCCACAUCAGGGACAUCGUCUUUGGAGCGAUCACAAAAUCUAAAGCAUUUCUUGUUUUAAUACUGCGUUUUUCAUAGUUAAAGGAAAAUGUGACGGAAUUGUACAGAUUGGAGAGAAAAAGUUAAGAUAAGUGUUAGCACUUUCAACUAUCCUGCGAGACAAGGAUUCUCUUCUCUUUCUCUGAGCAGUGAUAGAAGGGAAUCUCUCACAGGGUAUGCAACUUUACAGGUGUAUAAACUUACAUAGAACUGAGAGGAAGGUUAUCGUUAUGCUAUAAUAUAGCGCUUGGGGCGCUAUUCACUUUUGCUAGUUUAAGGGAGCUCCUUAAUUGAAGAGGGGGCGCUUACAAUGGAUGGACGUUUAUUUGUUUUUGAUUCAUUACAUAUCCCAAGGUGGAACAAUACUUUAAUGAAAAGAGAUACUUCAACUCAAGAACUUUGAUUAAGUUCAGUAAGUCAAUAUUACGUUUAGAAUUCAUUCUUAGUUCAUUCGUCUAAUCAGUCUAUUCAAUGUUAAUGUCUUGAAUGUCACUUUCGCUAUUGGGAGCUCUGAAGAAAGGGGACACUUAUUGAAUUUGCAGUAGGGGGUGUGCUUAUUAGACAGGUGAUGCUUACAACAUAUACCAUCUGCGGGUGUAUUACAAACUCAAAACAUGACCAGCGCCCAGUUGGCUUGUACCAGCUGCUUAAGUUGUGUAUGUAAGGGCGGCAUGAUCAAUUAGGUCUUUGUACUAAUUGGCUUUUGUUAUUCGUUUACGAGCACGUGCAUAUUCCUUCGUUAUUUGGGUAGGCAGCACUCCUAUCAUUUUUGAUUUUAAUUUAUAAUAUUGUAAUAAAUUAUUUGUAGGUCUAGGGUGAAAAAAAAGUGGUUGUUUUGUUUGCUUUUGUUGUUGCAUCUGUUCGCUUCCAUUUGCGCGAAAAAUUGGUCGGAAAUUUUUCCGCGGACAUUAAUUGUUCCGAGAAGCGAAGAGUUCUCCGAGAGCGAAGUUCGAGGAAUACUGUGAGCUCCGAGAAAUAGAUAAUGUCCAAGGACAAAUAUCAGGGCAUUUUUUAAAGUCAAAUAUGGACUAUUGUGUUUAUUAUCCUUGUUAUCCUUUCCAAAUAAUUUUUCUCAACACGGGGGAUCUGAAAAUUGGGGAACAUUACAUGAAUAUUCCCCAGCUUUUAGCUGGACAUAUUCAGUCACGUGACGCGUUUACAUUAACGCGUGAGAGCGAAAAUAUUUGAUGAAUUAUAAAGCUAGGCAAUAUAUUUGAUUGGUUGUCAGUUUCCCAUGCUGAGCUGAGUAACAGCUCGCAGUGUCGUUAUUGGCAAUUGAAUAACCGUUUACCAAAACCUGUCUUUACAAUACGCCUGCAAUUCAAUUAGAAUGCAGAAAUUUCAGCGUCAAAACGUCUCUGAUGAUAAAGAAAAUUGAUGUAACUCUCAUAUGAAAAUACAGACAGCUUUCAAUUUUGCUACCAUUUUUUAUGAUAACUAUUUAAAUAAGGUUCAUCCGGUUUGAAGAACGUUUUGGAAAAACUCGGUAUUCAUGCAGGAUUAGUGUAGAAGGUAGGCCUAACCGUGGAAAUAAAGCUACAUUUUUAAUUUUCUGCGGCGUAGCGUGAACGGGGCCUAACAUAACGAGCACCUGGUGGUAAUCACGUGGUCCAAGUUGUAUAAUUUUCUUGAUGAUGAUUAGUGAACUGCUGUCCUUCAUAAUCCUUUUCUUGCGAUGUCAUCAGUGAUACCAGUUUUUAAGAUUGGCUACAACAUUACCGUUCAACUUCUCCGAUUCUCCGCCGGUA